Molecule: messenger RNA, 1183 nt
Organism: Mesorhabditis belari
Lineage: Eukaryota; Metazoa; Nematoda; Chromadorea; Rhabditida; Rhabditidae
Source: the annotation of a GenBank genome assembly
AUGCUCCUUCUAUGGGUAUUUUUCUCUCAAUUCGUCUCUUCCGCCUAUCAACCAAGCCAGGAAUACAUCGAUUUCUAUGCGUCAAACGACUACAAAUCGUUCAGCAACAAAACGACAAAAUUGUAUGAUGAACUGUUGACGAAAAGAGCCUAUAAUAAAUUGCUUUCACCUGUUUAUAUGAGAAGCGGAAAUUCGACAGCCUCUUUUCUAGCUUUUCCACCACUCGAAGUCUUUUUCGAGCUCGAAUAUCUGAAAGUCUUUGCCCUUGAUGCUCAAACACAAUUGGUCAGUUUGUGUGUUCAGCUGAGAAUGUCAUGGCUCGAUCCGAGACUCUCUUGGGAUUCACAUCAAUUUGGCGAUAUGCAGAGCCUUUAUGUGAAUGCCGACGUGGCCUGGGUGCCCGAUAGCCAAUUCGCAAAUGUAAAAACCCUAGACGAUAUGAUUGGCGCCGAGAAAACGUUGCACAUCGCGAGCAAUGGCAUCGUCCAUAUGGUAAACGUCUACUAUGUGGAAAUCUCCUGUGAAGUGGAGAUCAACACUUUCCCAUUCGACAAUCAGACAUGUCAACUCUUGUUGAUGUCAUUCUCAUAUGAUGGCUCAAUCCUCAGCACAAACGGUACAAUCAAUCAGGAUACGGUCGCCGGGCAACAAGAUGAUUUGGGCAAUGGAGAAUGGAAAGACGAUGGAUUGGACUCGAGUUCAUUUCUCUUCGAGAAGCGACAAAUGCUGCAAAUCAAUCUCCGUCUGAAGAGAGUCCCCAACUACUAUAUCAACGUGAUCGCCUUACCUUGCUUUGUCAUCACUUUUCUUUCGAUCAUCGGAAUGUUUUGGCGACAGAACAACAAAUCUGAACAAUUGGCAAAACUUGGAAUCGGUCUGACAAGUUUGGUCUCGAUGACUGUCUUGUUGGAUUUGCUCUCGAGUUCGAUUCCGAAGACUGCCGUUUUUCCUUUGCUUGGAAUUUACGUGGUCGGCUGUGUCGGUAUCAUCGCCGUUGCUUGUGUCCUCAUCAUGGUUUCCUCGACAAAAGACCCAAAAAAAGAAAAAGAGACUGAUAAGGAGAAACGAAUUGAGAUCGAGAAAUUGCUAACAAACAGCGAACGGCGAUGGAAAUCGAUCAAAGAUGCCCUCUUCCAUCCAAAUGUUUGCCUCCAAAUCGUUCUCCAUAUGGCCAAUUUGACCG